Messenger RNA from Trichomycterus rosablanca, 3342 nucleotides. RefSeq names its product high mobility group AT-hook 1a (gene hmga1a). NCBI's taxonomy places the organism in Eukaryota, Metazoa, Chordata, Actinopteri, Siluriformes, Trichomycteridae. The record is from RefSeq and is a predicted model, not a curated record. The transcript is spliced from 5 exons. Gene Ontology annotation, biological process: regulation of DNA-templated transcription. Gene Ontology annotation, molecular function: DNA binding; transcription coregulator activity. Gene Ontology annotation, cellular component: nucleus; chromatin. Bases 88 to 390 code for a protein of 100 amino acids.
AUUCACUGCUCCCUGCACCCUGUGCGCGCUUCUACCCAAAACAAGUGCACUGGAUUCAGCGCUGCCCGCCGAACACAGCAGUACAACAUGAGUGACACUGGCAAAGACACCGUCUCUACUAAAGAGAAGGACGGAGCAGAAAAGAGAGGAAGAGGGAGACCCAGGAAACACCCACAGGAGGCCAGCGGUUCCCCGACACCGAAGAGGCCCAGGGGUCGACCAAAGGGCAGCAAGAACAAGUCGAGCUCCACAUCCAAGGGCAAAAAAGCAGCUGCUGCGUCAGCAUCUGCAGGGACCAAGCGCAGAGGAAGACCCAAGAAAGCGGAGAAAGAGGAGCAGGCAUCCAAGUCUUCCGAGGAGGAGGAGGAGGAGGAAGAGGAGGAACAGUAGAUCUGCAAUCAGUGCUACCUCGCUACUCGUUAUCAUCACUUCCCGUUCAACCAGAGCUGGACUAAAACCUGCAAAACAAACAAAUCGACAAAGCGUGCCACUCUCGCUCUCAUCCUCCGUCAGCUCAGCACACUACAACAGUGUCUGUUCUCUGUUCUGUCUUUACCACCACUGGAAAUGGACUGACUCUCGAAUACUGUACGUGUGUGUGUGUGUGUGUGUGUGUGUGAGACUGUGUGUGUGUGUGUGUUUGCUUGCCUGUACAUCAAACGCUCCGUGCAUAUUUCGUUUUGGUUUUGCAUUAUACUGGACAAAGAUUUGCUCUGAUGGUCGUCUUAAAGUCUUCAUGCAGUUUCAGACGUUUUAAAGAAUCCGAUUCGAGGUCGUGUGCUGGACAAAGGUGAAUCAACCGACUUUUAUCGUUUCUGUGUGGGUAGGAGGGGGCAACCGGGCUUUUCCUUCAUUAUUAUUUUAUUUUUUUAUUUUUUAGCCGUGGUGGUGGAAAGGUUGGGGGGUUAAACGUGUGUGUUUUGUGUGUCGAUGGAACGGAUACCAGAUUAAACUCGUCUUCACCUCGUUUACUGUUGAAUCGCCCCGGUGUGUUUCCUGAUCGCCUGAUCUGGAGACGUUCCAGGUUCACGUUGGGAUUUUUUCAUCUGUUGUUGAGGAGCAGGAGGAGGAGGUUUGACUCGGUUCUCCUGCUGCAACCAUUGACAUGUAAUAAAGUUUUUUAUGGAAGUCCAAAAGGCCGUGCAUUUCAUUUCUUCUGUCCCGUUCAGAUAUUCAGGCCUGCAUCAUCACACUGAGGAACUAGUGGGCAUUUUCUAGCUGUUUAAUCGAACUGGUUUUGCUAUCAGCUUGAAAAGAUGGCACAUAGAGAAACCAUGGAUAGGCAGAUCACUUCAAAACUCCAAGUUGCCAUCAACUGAGGGCGUACCGGUCCCUUUUGUAAAUGAAUAUCAUACAUUUUAGAGCUGGAUGUUGCCUGAAACUAGAUACAGAGACCACGAGUCCUUCUGGAUACCUUCAACAUGUUGGUUUUGGUCAGAUUUUUGCCUCUCACGGCAUGUGGGACUUAAUUACUGUCCUUAAUUAAUCAGGUUUCGGCAUUUAGCGGACGCUUUUAUCCAAAGCAACUUGCAGUACAGUGACGGUCUGAGCAAUUGAGGGUUAAGGACCUUGCUCACGGGCCCAACAGGGCUUGAACCACCAACCUUUAGAUUACUAGUAUAGUACCUUAAUCGCUGGGCCACAACUGUCGUAUAUUAAUGUGAGUGUAGACAGUCUAAGCAACCCAGGGUUUAAGGACCUUGCUUAAGGGCCCAGCAGUGGCAACCUGGCAGUUGUCGGGCUUAAACCAGUGACCUUCUGAUUACUAGUCCAGUACCUUAAGGAGUUAAUGAGUAUUAUUUCCCUCAUAAGGUCAUAGACGUAAAAAUCAUUCAUUUCGUUUCAUCAUCAUAGCCAGUCAGGUCUGUGUAGACGCCCAGCCAGGUGAUAGCACCGCCGGGAUUUGAACCUGGGUCCCGGUGGUGGUGGUGGGCUCCAUCCGAACCCCUGUACUAAUAACCAAGAGGAGAAAUGUACCUACAUGAUCUUUUGGGUUUUCAUGCAUCAAACGUUCCACCUCGAGCUCUUUUGGACUUCCAUGCAGCCCCGACGCGGUCAGUCCGCUGUUGCUCUACGUUCAGCGUUCUGGUGGGUCCCAGGGGGGUCGUGCUUUUUGUGUUUUGGUCGAAUCGGUCCGUCGAGUGUCUCGGAUCUUUUAUUGCUGCUACGAACACAGAAACCCGGAAUACUGCAACGUCACACUCGUACCUCACUUUGUGGCAGUGUGGGACGGCUCACCGGUGGUCAGACCACAGUGUGUGUGAGCAAACGUCUUCUUUUUAUUGUGUCCAGUACGAUCUGGUUUUUUUGUUUGUUUGUGUGACUAACAGUAGGAUUUUUUAAAUCAGCGUCGUUCAGAACUGUGUGAACGUCAGUGCGCCGCGUUAUGUGGGAUUUUCUCUCUCUCAUUGGUAAAUAUUUACCAACACGUGAAGUGCAGACGUGUUAUCAGCUAUAGUCUCAAACAGGUCCUCACAUUGCUGCUGGAGUUAUUCAGACUUAGAAUAAUUAUUAUAGGUUUAUUAUGGUAUAAUAAUAAUAAUGUAGUACAGUACAACUUUAGCGCUCUGUCUGAACAUGAGGUUCAGUUCCUUAGUAAUAAAUCACCAGUGUGCUGUGAGGGAGACUAUGAUGAGGGCAUUUAUGACCUAAAUUCGAUGAUCAGUGACAGGAUGGUUAGCACAGUGGGUGCAGUAUGUAUCAUCUGGGUAUUUGGGGUAUUUUUUGUACACCUCUUCAUCAGAAAUAUGCAGAAGUGCUUGUGACUGGGGUGUGAUUACUUGUGAGGAUUAAUCCACUGCAAAACAGCGCCACCUAUACGGAAAAAUAAGCAUACUGCACCAUCUGUGCUACAAACUGCAGGUUCGAAUCCCAUCCCUCGUCACAAUCAGUGAUUAAACUAAUAUGAAUGCAUUAGAUUGUAAUCGUGACUGAUCGCAGGUUUAUCGAUGUGACUGGGUUUUAAUUCUGUGUAAGUCUUGGUACGAAAUCGCUUCCAUCAACCGCUUAAUCCUGGUCAGGGUCGCUGCAGGUCUGGGAGCCCUUCGGCCACCCGACCUUCCUUCACACGCCAGCUGAGAUUCAAACCCCGGAUCCCGUCGGUGGUCCCAAAGCCUGCUGCUCCACCCGAGCACCCUAAAUCCGUUUCAGUUUUGGAAAUUCGACCCCCUCCUUCCUUCCUUCCUUCCUUCCCCCCGAUCUGUGGAUGUUCUGGAUGUUAGUGUGCGCCUGCACCCCGAUGGAAACGUUUGGGAUCAGUCUUUACGAUGUACAAACUGUCUUUUUUAUUGUGGCCUGCGAGACUUUGUAUUCAGACUGGUAAUAAAGUUAAUGAUUCCUACA